AUGUACAAGCCGCUGACGUCAGCGACAACAAUUCGGGUUUUGCACAUCCAUCCUGCCCCCGAAAGGGAUCCUCUCACAUGCAGCCUGGAGCAUCGCGAUCUCGCCAGCAACCCAGAGUAUGAGGCCGUUUCGUACGUCUGGGGAGACUCAGAUUUGUCAUCUUCCAUCACAUGCGAUUUCAAGGUCGUCGCAGUGACUUCUAGUCUACACCAGGCUCUCCUACGCAUCCGGUUACCGGAACGGAAUCGAACAGUAUGGAUAGACGGACUGUGUAUCAAUCAAACCGACGAUGUCGAGAAGUCACAUCAGGUACAGCUCAUGCAACGUGUCUACCGGAAUGCGCACCGAGUCCUCGUAUGGCUAGGUCCUGAUCUUUGUGGCGAGGCCCGCAACGCAUUCGAUUUCUGUCUUAAGCUGGGCCAGCGUGACAUGGAGCUCGAAGAGCUCGAGACUACAUUGAAAAGCAUGAACAGAUUUCCUGGGGGGUGGUACUUCCUUCGCGCCUUCAGUGAGCGUCCAUGGUGGGGGCGUGUUUGGAUCAUACAGGAAUUCGCACUUGCAAAGGAUUUACUCUUCUUGUGGGGCGCGGAGGAAAUUCAAUGGACACAUAUCAACCUGGCUGUCAGCAACCUCCAGAAGCCAGACGUGAUGUGGCGCUUUACGCCAUACGAGUCUACGCUGCUCGAACCCAUAUCCCGAUUGUCUGCAAUCAAGGAUCAACGCUGCUACGCGACGAGUUUUAUGGGAACUAUCCAUACAGCCAGGGCAUUUGGAUGCUCAGACAGUCGCGAUCGGAUCUUCGCAAUCUUGGGACUAGAAUGCGGUGAUGACCGUUGGGCAGCAGCAGACCCCGCUGGACAAUCGCUAGCUGAAGCUACCAUACCGGACUAUACUUUACCUGUAGAGCACGUCUAUCGGCAAUUUGCUAUUCGGGCCUUGCAGCGAGGUUUGACGGAAGACAUCUUCUUAGCAGUUCAACAUGGGGAACAGCUAGAAGAGUGGCAGCCAGGCGACAUGCCAUCGUGGUCACCACAUUGGGACCUGCCUCUCGUCAAUAAUUUUCCAUUCUGUCACAGACUGCACGAAAUUUGCAAGUUCUCCGGUCUUUCCGUAGAGAGUGGCAUCUCGUUUACGGGAUGCGGUUCCGAGCUGCUGUCUAUGUUACGAACAUACCUCGACCCGCUCGCUAUUGACACUCUCAACGUGCUAAGUGCUACUUUAGACACAAUUGUGGCUCUCUCGGACACCAUGAAGUUUGUGCAGUUCAGACUCCCGGGGACCAUUCUGGAAAGCUUCUGGGAAGAGCAUAUCAGGCCUAGAGAAGCGGACCCUGGAUACAAGGCCGUCAUGACAGACUUAUGUGAGACCGCUACCUACUACAUGACUUCCGAAAACCACGUCAGUGCUUUCUACACGAUUUCUCAACACCCGUGGGAAAUAUCUCCGGCAGCGAUAGCGAAAUAUGCAAAAUACGGAGAGUAUGCCAUGCUGAGGUCCAUAGCGCAGCUGCUAUUAGAGACGAGCGAGAUUGCAUCUGUAGGAAACCCAGCCCUGCUAGAUAAAGAAAUAGGCGAACAUGGCUAUUUCAAGAGGUUUUACAUCACCCAGCAGGGCUACGUUGGAAUGUGUCCGGCCGCCGCUCAGCCUGGGGAUCAUGUCGCCCUAUUGUGGAACACCGAUUGUCCUAUGAUCUUGCGUCCACAGGAUGACUUUUAUCGUAUCGUUGGCGGCUCAUACAUGGCAGCUGUGAACAGGAAGAAGAUGGAAGGCAUUCCUCACCCACUCGAUGAUCUACUGUCGGGUGGAUUGCAGCCAGAGGUGAUUCAGAUUCGUUGA
Molecule: messenger RNA, 1836 nt
Organism: Alternaria ventricosa
Lineage: Eukaryota; Fungi; Ascomycota; Dothideomycetes; Pleosporales; Pleosporaceae
Exons: 1
Coding region: 1-1836 (611 amino acids)
Source: RefSeq, a predicted model, not a curated record